Molecule: messenger RNA, 1316 nt
Organism: Cydia pomonella (codling moth)
Lineage: Eukaryota; Metazoa; Arthropoda; Insecta; Lepidoptera; Tortricidae
Product: hyphancin-3F-like
Exons: 2
Coding region: 1-282 (93 amino acids)
Biological process (GO): antibacterial humoral response
Cellular component (GO): extracellular region
Source: RefSeq, a predicted model, not a curated record
AUGAGCAGAAGCUUCAUUCGAUUUUUAAACGUUCCACAACAACGUUCAUUUGUUUUAUUAUUUUGUUCUAUAUUUGAACUCAUAACAAUGGAUUUCUCCAAGUUGUUGUUCUUCUUCUUCGCUUGUUUUGUUGCUUUGUGUUCAGUGAGCGCUGCGCCUGAACCAAGAUGGAAGCCGUUCAAAAAACUUGAGCGAGUGGGACAGCACGUGCGAGACGGCAUCAUCAAGGCCGGCCCUGCAGUCGCCGUAGUCGGUCAAGCCGCAACCAUUGCCAAAGGAUAAUUUCAGAAUAACCUAAAAAGUCAUACUAAGGCAAUCACUGUAAAUCUUCAUAUUCUCCAUUAAAGACAUCAUCAAUCUCCGGCAGUCGCCGUAGUCGGUCAAGCAAACACCUUGAAAAGACAUGAUCAUGCAAACUUCUUCAUAUUUCCCCAUACAAAGACAUCAUCAAUGACGCACCGCACCGUUGCGACAAGCGGCCACCAUUGCUCAAGGACAACUUGAAAACCCAUGCUCAUGGAAUCACUGCCAAUCUUCAAGUUUCUCCAUACAAAUACAUCAUCAAUGCCGCGCCGGCAGUCAUCGUGUUCGGACAAACGGCCACUAUAGCUCAAGGAUAAUCUUUAGAACAACUUCAAAACACAUACUCAUGCAAUCACUGUCAAUCUACUGUGCCAAUGUUAUGCCAAUUUUCAGCGCAUUCAUCCAUAAAUGCGAUUCUUUGUUAUGUACUUACUUUUCUUCGAUGUAAAUAACUGUCGCCCGUGGUAUUACCGGACCGAUACGACCUUCAAAUCUUCAAAGAAUGUACUCCUAUCUUAGAGGUCGGCAACGCACUGGUGUUGAAAGUGUCCAUGGACACGGUCAUUGCUUACCAUCCAGUGAUUUGUCUGCUAGAUUGCUUCGUAUAUCAUAAAAUAUGUCUUAAUAAAUCCUUAUUUUUCUGUCUAACUUUCAUCGAUACUAGUCAGUCGCGUCAUUAUAGAGGGGCUAACGCGAACCACGUUCGACGUGUUGCCUCCUUGUCACGCUUACGUACGAAUUUACAAGUGUGACAGAGAUGCAGCUCGACGUCGAACGUGAUUGAAAUCCGAAAUUCGCAAAUUGCGGGGAUCUUUCUCUUUUACUCUCACUAAGGCCUUAUUAGAGUGACGGAGAAAAAUGCCCGCAAUUGAUGAACCCUGAGCUCGUAUUGUAUGAUAACGAUUGACAUUAAACUUUUCUGUAUCUUUUAUCUUUAUAAAUAAAAACCGUGUUCAGACAAUGUACAAAUAAUUAAGUAUUAAAAGUAAAUUAAUAAAUUUUAUUAUUUAUGA